This is a messenger RNA of Xenia sp. Carnegie-2017, 2539 nucleotides long. RefSeq names its product neurogenic locus notch homolog protein 2-like. Gene Ontology annotation, molecular function: calcium ion binding. The record is from RefSeq and is a predicted model, not a curated record. Gene Ontology annotation, biological process: heterophilic cell-cell adhesion; establishment or maintenance of epithelial cell apical/basal polarity. Gene Ontology annotation, cellular component: protein-containing complex; plasma membrane. The transcript is spliced from 14 exons. NCBI's taxonomy places the organism in Eukaryota, Metazoa, Cnidaria, Anthozoa, Malacalcyonacea, Xeniidae. The coding region runs from base 92 to 2539 and encodes 815 amino acids.
AUCACCUACGUUCAGCAGACGAAACGACAGCUGUAUGAUAUUCACAAGAAUUAAUAACUUGCUGACACUCACACUGUUUGUUCGAUAAAAUAUGAGACUUUUUGUCUUGUUUCUUUUCUUUGCGUUGUUGCAAGUCGUCCAAGGAUGGUGGUGGCAUCACCGUCGUAGACGUAGACAUCGCCGAUGUUCUGCACAGCAUUGCGUGGUCAGUUCUUGGUCGAGUUGGAGUUCUUGUAGUCAUCAAUGUGGAAAUGCAGGUCUACAGACACGAACAAGAAGUAAGAUUAGACAUGAAUCUUGUGGUGGAAGUUGUUCACAUAGCUUUAGCCAAAGAAGGGCAUGCAACAGAUAUUGCCCUAAUGCAGGAACCCCGACCUAUGGAAAAUGUAUCUGUAAAAAAGGUUGGAAAGGAACGUGCUGCACAACAGAUAUCAAUGAAUGUACCCUUUCUACCCAUAACUGUCACAAGAAAGCAACCUGUACCAAUAAAUUAGGAUCAUUUUCAUGUAAAUGUAAUAUUGGUUAUUCGGGAAAUGGAAUUCUUUGCAAAGAGAUAAAACCGUGCCAGCCAAAUCCUUGUAAAAACAAGGGUAUUUGUACAAAAAAAGGAUAUACAUUCUCGUGUAAAUGUGCUGAUGGUUUUAAAGGCAAAACCUGUGAAGUUGGAGUUUGUGAUCAUUCCCCUUGCAAAAAUGGUGCCCAAUGUCUUUUUGAAGGCAAUUCAUACAAAUGUAACUGUCCUCCUAACUUCGUUGGAUUUCACUGUGAAAAGGAGCUUCCAAGUCCUUGCAAGCCAAAUCCAUGCAAAAAUGGUGGACAAUGCAACGUAUUUGGCAAAAUUUACACCUGUAAAUGCAAGCCUAAGUUUGGCGGUAACAACUGUGAACAUUCUGAAACGUCAUGUUAUGCUUCUGGUGAUCCUCAUUACACCUCAUUUGAUGGCAAAAGAUUCGAUUUCAUGGGAGACUGUGAAUACGUGUUUGCAAAAGACUGUAGCAAAGACAAACUUUUUGAAAUCCGUACUAAAAACGUCAUUUGUGGAAAGAGUGCUACCUGUACAGAAUAUGUCAGCAUCAUUAUAGCUGGAAACUCAAUUUUGAUGACACGUCAGCGUGGUACAGCAGUUGUAAAUAGGGUUAGGCUGUCAAAGUUCCCAAUAAUCCGUCCCGGAUUCGAAAUCACCAAUCCCAGUAGGAGUUCGCUGAUUGUUAAAACUCACAUCGGAGUAUCAGUGAGUUGGAACUUUUGGAUGAAUGUAAAGGUCACAGUUUCUGGUAAAUACAAGGGAAAGUUAUGCAACACAUCUCUAUGUGGCAACAACAAUGGUGAUAAAAAUGACGACAUUCACUACAGUAGAAAAUGUGCUCCACCACCAGCAGUAUGUAUUCCUGAUUCCAAAAAGAAAGCAGCGAUGAAUAAAUGUCACUUGAUGAGCGAUAUUAGCUCUCCGUUCUACCGUGCAUGUAAUCGAUUUAGUAGCGCGGAAAAUUUGAUCAGUAAUUGCAAAUAUGACGCAUGUCGUUGUAUUGAUCCAAUGAAAUGUGUUUGUAACGCUUUUGCUGCUUACAGUAAACUUUGUGUUGAAUAUGGUGGUGUUCUUGACUGGAGAUUCAAUGGAACUUAUUUGUAUCCAAAACUAAAAGAAUGUGAGCAAACAUGCAGCAACAAAGAAGAAAUUUUCACAGAAUGUGGAUCUGCUUGUGCAAAAACAUGUCGUGAUAUAUCACGUGGUCUAAACUGCAGUGAAACCUGCAUUCCCGGUUGUUAUUGUCCCAAAGGAUCUUACUUGGAUGACAAGAAUCAUUGUGUUCCUGUGAAGAAAUGCCCAUGUUUCUUUGAAGGAAAGUAUUAUAAAGCUGGCGAAAAUGUCAAAGUUGGACGAUGUAAAACAUGUACGUGUAAUAUGGGAGCUAUGGCUUGUGUCAAAGAUCGAAAAUGCUCCACUAUAGGUCCUUGUGAGUCUUUCCCUUGUAAAAAUGAUGGUGCUUGUAGCGAGAAUGGGAAUAGUUUCAUUUGUACUUGUACCAAAGAAUAUAAAGGAAAAACAUGUGAAGUUCCAGUACCAACACCGUGUGACUCGCGUCCUUGUAAAAAUAACGGUAUUUGUACAAACAACGGAAGUACAUUUUCGUGCGAAUGUGAUUAUGGUUUUGAAGGCAAAACGUGCGAAGUUAUGAAUCCAUGUGCAAAACAACCAUGUAAAAAUGACGGUGUUUGUAAAACGAAUGGAUCUUCUUAUCAAUGUGAAUGUAAAUUUGGUUUCAGAGGAAAGACUUGCCAAUAUAUUGAUGCUUGUACUAAAAAUCCAUGUAAGAAUGGUGGUACUUGUACAAAUGUUGGAUCUUCUCAUCAAUGUAAAUGUACAUCUGAUUUUACUGGAAAGAUUUGUGAGGUCAGUGCUCUACCUGUCUGCACUAAUGCAGAUUGGACGAAAUCUUUUAACAAAAAGGGAUGGUCAAAAUGUCGUACCAAAAAUAAUUUUAUCACUGGCUUAUAUCGCAGCAGAUAUACCAGAAGAUUUGAUAGAAUUUCCGUCUAG